Messenger RNA from Trichomycterus rosablanca, 718 nucleotides. RefSeq names its product histidine triad nucleotide binding protein 2 (gene hint2). The transcript is spliced from 5 exons. NCBI's taxonomy places the organism in Eukaryota, Metazoa, Chordata, Actinopteri, Siluriformes, Trichomycteridae. Gene Ontology annotation, cellular component: cytoplasm; mitochondrion. Gene Ontology annotation, molecular function: hydrolase activity. The record is from RefSeq and is a predicted model, not a curated record. Bases 83 to 484 code for a protein of 133 amino acids.
AUACUAUGGAUAUUUGGAUCGAUCCGCCCACCCCUGCCGGUUUCUUUCCACGAGUCUAAAGACAAGCAGUCAGAAACACUGCAUGUCCACAAACAAUGAUGAAGUGCGCUUAGCAGAGGAGGCCAGCAAGAAAUAUGGAAGUCCUGCAUUAACUAUAUUUUCCAAAGUAAUUGACAAAACAAUUCCUGCAGACAUCAUUUAUGAAGAUGAUAAGUGUCUAGCAUUUCGUGACAUCAGUCCCCAGGCUCCUGUACAUUUUUUGGUAAUCCCUAGGACUCCUAUCCCGAGGAUUAGUGACGCACAUGAUGACGAUGCACUGCUUCUUGGUCACCUCUUGAUUGUAGCUAAAAACCUGGCAAAGAAGGAAGGAUUGGGUGAAGGAUACAGAUUAGUGAUCAAUGAUGGGAAAAAUGGGGCUCAGUCUGUAUACCACCUGCACAUUCAUGUCCUUGGAGGGAGACAGAUGCGUUGGCCUCCAGGCUAAAUUCACCCCCUUGUAAUGUAAAGCUAAUGUUUUCUAUUGUAGUACUUAACAGUGACUUAAAAUAUUUACAGUCAAAAAUAUAAAGAAUAAAUAAAAAAUGUGGAGACCUUUAAAAGAAAAUGGUCAAUAUGACUCUUUAGUAUUACUUUACAGAUGAGCAGAUUGAAUAUUAUUGUCACAAAUGGACAGAUUGUAAUUCCUUUUGGUUUUAAAUAAAAGUAUAUUUUCCCGAUA